AGUUCACACAUCCGCGCGCACAUAUUCCAUUGAACUUCCUCUUCAGCUCAGCUGUCAGAGCGUAUACACACCAUUGCUCGAGGUGGCAAUAUCAUCUUUUUUAUUUAGGAUAUCAGGCAGGGCUUAAUCUGAAAUGGAGGGCCAGCGCUGGUUACCACUGGAAGCCAACCCAGAGGUUAUGAACCAAUUUUUACGGCAACUUGGCUUGGUACCCACCUGGCAGUUUGGGGAUGUGUACGGUUUGGAUGCUGAAGUUCUCAGUUUGGUGCCAAGGCCUGUUUGUGCUGUACUUUUGCUCUUCCCUAUAACAGAGAAGUAUGAAAGUUUUAGACAGGAGGAGGAGGCAAAAAUUAAGGCACAAGGACAAGAGGUGUCCUCAGAUGUGUACUUCAUGAAACAAACCAUUGGCAAUGCUUGUGGUACAAUAGGAUUAAUUCAUGCUGUGGCAAACAAUCAAAGGCAUCUGGAGUUUGAGCCCAAUUCACCGCUUAAGGCAUUUUUACUGCAGUCUGCAAAGAUGAGCCCAGAAGAAAAGGCUGCUUUCCUUGAAAAAGAUGAGAGUAUCCGAGUAACACAUGAGUCAAGUGCUCAGGAAGGACAAACAGAGGCUCCAAGUUUAGAUGAAAAAGUGGAUUUGCAUUUCAUUGCCUUUGUAAAUGUUGAAGGACAUUUAUAUGAACUGGAUGGACGCAAACCUUUUCCAAUUGUUCAUGGGAAAACCACAGAGGACACAUUUCUUGAGGAUUCUGCAGAGGUCUGCAAGAAGUUCAUGGCACGUGAUCCCCAGGAGCUCCGUUUCACUGUGGUGGCUCUUUCCAAAGCAUAAAUUUUCUUAUUUUACCUAAGAGAAAAACUGCCAAUCAUUCAGGAGUGCUGAAUACUUUAAACCUUUUUAGGUUCAGUUUUGACUUUGAAUAAAAAAAAGUUUGUUAAAGGUUUUGACCAUAACUGACAAAGCAAAUGAGAAGCAAAUUAGCUAAUAACAAAAAAGUGUACAUGCACAUAAAAAAUGUAUCUGAAUGUUUACAAAUCUGAUUGAAAUAAUGUGUGUUCAUUUCUCCAAAAUUAUAAAACUUUUUCUUUGUUAAUAUUAAUUCAUCUAAUGGUGGUUUUUCUGCCAGAAAGAUCCAUUUGAAAUAAAGGUUCUCCUGAUGAA
Molecule: messenger RNA, 1156 nt
Organism: Cyprinus carpio (common carp)
Lineage: Eukaryota; Metazoa; Chordata; Actinopteri; Cypriniformes; Cyprinidae
Gene: uchl3
Product: ubiquitin carboxyl-terminal esterase L3 (ubiquitin thiolesterase)
Biological process (GO): protein deubiquitination; ubiquitin-dependent protein catabolic process
Cellular component (GO): cytoplasm
Molecular function (GO): cysteine-type deubiquitinase activity
Source: RefSeq, a predicted model, not a curated record